Plasmodium gonderi is the source of this 1962-nucleotide messenger RNA. RefSeq lists its product as hypothetical. The coding region runs from base 1 to 1962 and encodes 653 amino acids. The record is from RefSeq and is a predicted model, not a curated record. NCBI's taxonomy places the organism in Eukaryota, Apicomplexa, Aconoidasida, Haemosporida, Plasmodiidae. The transcript has a single exon.
AUGGCAGUAAAUAAUGAAGCAGUAACAAACCCAAUGAGUGAGGGUGAGCUGAAAAAAGUGUAUUAUGAAAAUUUUAUAGAUGAUCUGACAGAUGAAGAACUUAUGUAUAAAAAAACAGUUGAAGAUUUAUUUUAUAUAUAUAAAUCUUUCGGUUUUAUAUAUUCAAUAAUUAAAAAGGCAAAUUUAUUAUUAAAUAAAGAAAGUUUUGAUAUGUUUUUAAAAUCGUUAGUAAGUUUCAUUGAUGAACUUUUCCUUAACAAUCCAAAUUUAUUGCAACAAAAUGGAAAUGAAAUAUAUUUAAAUUGUGUAAAUAAAGACAAUGGAAAUCUGCCAUGUAAAAAGAGAAAAGGAGAAUUUGAUGAAGCAUAUGUAGUUAAUAAUAAUGAUAAUAACAGCUAUAUGAAUAUUAUGUCGAAAACGUAUAUUGAAGAAUUACUUAAAGAUAUAAACUACAUAGACAUUAAUUUUAGUGAAAAGAAUGCACAAGAUUAUCUAUUUAUCAUUAAGAAUAUUUUAAAAAUGAAAAAUACAUUAGAAAUUGAACUUGUGAAAAAACGUAUUGAUAAUAUAAAAAAUAUUUUAAAUAUAGGCAAGAAUAUUUUUCAUGUCGAUGAAUUAUUAGAUGAUUUGAAUGGAAAUAAUGAUACCAUGAAAAAAAUAAAAGUACAUGAACAUAUUGAUGAAAUGAUAGAAAAACUGAAAACAAUUGAACCAGUCAUUAUUGCAAUAGUUUAUAAACAAAAUUUCUGGUAUCAAAAUAUUUUGAACAAGUCAGAGUACGAUAGCUUAAAUUCAAUUCUAAACCUAGAUGUAGAUGCAGAUAUCAAAAUUGUAGAAUCCACUUAUGCAGAUGUCAUUCUCCUUUUAGGGGAUACAAUGACACAAAAUAAAGAUCUCCAAAUUGCAAAGGAAAAAUUAGAAAGAUUGAAAACGAAUUAUGAUGCAGAAGUACAAAGAAAAUUACAACAAGAAAUGGAACUAUCCAAAAAAUUGGAGGAUAAAAGAAAGGCAGUACAAUUUAUCAUAGACAGAUAUAAUGAGUACACAUGGUUUGACAAAAAUUCUACCAAAAAACAUUCCUUUUAUAUAUUAGGAAUUAAUCCCAAAACAACUACAGAAGAACAGCUCAAAAGUUUCGGAAAAAGAUUGAAACAUAUUUUACAUCCAGAUAAAGAGCCAAAUAAGGAAUGGAAGAAAAAGGCAGAAUCUGCAUUUAAAGAAGCAUCCUUGGCUAUUUUAGGUUGUCAGCAGGAGUUCAAAACAAAGGUUCUAAAGAAUUUGGAACCAGGCCCACCUGCCCCAUAUUUAUCUCUAAUUGGGGUUGAAGUAGCACCCACAGGGGAUAGCAACCUCAGUGGAAAUAGUGCCACAAGCGAUACGAAAAGCACCUCGAAACCAGAACAAGAAAAUGCACAUCUCCCGCAGUAUUAUCCAACACAGGCCUAUUAUCCCAAAUUUGAAUUAAAAUGUGUAGAUCAAAAAAUUGGCACGAUUUUGAUUGAUAUAAAAUGUCCUGUACAACUAGGAGUUAUAAAAAAAGUUAUUCUCUAUGUACAUAGGCCCAUUUAUGGAAGUGAACCCAUGAAUUUAAUUCCAGAUGAUUCCUUUUUGUCAUACAAAAAGGAACAAAAUGUAAAUGUAAAAAAUUUAAAUCAGUCUAUUGAAGUAAGAGUUGAUUUUGUGCAACCGUUAGAAAUUGCUGCAUCUACAAAAUAUUAUAUCGGAAUUCAGUUAAUAGCCGAUAGAGGAAAUACUAUGAUUAAUUGGAAUUCCAUAAACAUAACGCUACACAAAUUUAGCAACAAAAAUAUUAUUAAAAAGCUUUUAUCUUCUUUUAAAAAUGCAUCAUUUAUCAACCAAUCGCAGCUCAAUACAGUUCUCUCGAAUGAGAACAAGGACGAGAUGACAAAAUAUUUGAACGACUGUAUUGCUUCCGCUAAAGUAUGGGCCCAGACGGUGUAA